Molecule: messenger RNA, 792 nt
Organism: Nematocida ausubeli
Lineage: Eukaryota; Fungi; Microsporidia
Exons: 1
Coding region: 1-792 (263 amino acids)
Source: RefSeq, a predicted model, not a curated record
AUGCACUAUAAGCUGUAUGUUUUUUUAAGCCUGCUAUACACCGCCGCCUGCACAAAGACCCCACAGCUAUUAACAUGGGACUCUAACAUGGCUGUAUUCCAGCCAGACAAACUUGAAAAAAAGGAUGUUUUCAGAAAUGCAGUCGCAAAUUUGCACGACUUGCGCCGUGAGGCUUUAGAGUUGAAUAAAGAUAAAAAUUCCAGUACACAUCAAGUUGUGCAAGAAGACAAAGAAUAUACACGGGACAAGCACAUGGGAUACUUGUACAGCCCUGAGAUAUCAGGUUCUAUCGGAAUACAAAAAAAAGCAAUUGGAUAUGACUCGGUGUUUGGUGUUGGGGAUGGGUACAAGAAGAUUAUGUUCUCCAUCUACCACAUAGAGAAAAAUCAAGACAGCCCUGUUGUGUUUCUUGUUAACGACAAAAAAGUAGCAGAUUACUUCACAGAUUCUAACUAUCUUACAACCACGCCAGUAAUUGAGCGCAUUCCAGGGCUUCUAAAUAGCGAUGGGGAUCUUAAAAUAGGCACAGGUCCCCUUCUGGCCCGCUCUUUCAAGAUACUUGGAGUAAGCAUGCGGUUUAAAACAUAUAAAUCUAAAAAAGCCCUAAAUGGAGCAUAUGACCCGAAUUUAGACUCUGUUCGCGAGGAAAUCGCACUGCAGUCAAGUCUUAACGGGAAAUUUGUAUCAGUAACCAAAGAUGGCUCAAGAAUAAAGCUAAUAGAUGAGAUGGAGUGCAAUGAAAAGCCAAACCUAUGUACCUUUUUCUGGGUCCCAUACAAGGAGAUGGGUUGA